Messenger RNA from Amoebophrya sp. A25, 1701 nucleotides. NCBI's taxonomy places the organism in Eukaryota, Dinophyceae, Syndiniales, Amoebophryaceae. The record is from the annotation of a GenBank genome assembly.
CACUGAUAUUAAAACUCAUCAUUGGAGGCCCCCAACCCCCGGAGGAGAGACGAGCGACCAUGUUUUACAACUUUUCCUGAACUUUAUUAGAAAAUACAUUUGACCUACAACUACACUUUUGUCAAAUUCAUAUACUUAAUUCAUUUGAACAACAAAAAUGCGACGCCUCUCGACGUCUCUGCUCUUUUAUUCGUAUGCCCCUUCCCUUCUCUUGUCCUCGACGAACCUGAAAACGGUUCUGGCGGAUGAUGGUGAGACCGUACAGGCCGAUCCAAGCUACAUUGAGAUCAUCAACGGCAUUCGAGAGUUUCGCAACGGACUCGUGGAGCAUUUCGAUCAAGUAGCGCAGGCGCUGGAGAAGGGAGCUAUGGAGGCUUUGACGUGGUCGUGGAAGUGGAUAUAAUAGAUUCGCUUAGUAAGUAAUACGGUCUUCUCAGAUUCGCAUUCACAAGUUUGCUUCAAUAGUGCUUUUAUGUGCUCUUGAGCGUGAAGCGCUUCUACAACUAUGGUGAGCAGGUGAAGCGCUUCUAUUUCUCUACGCCGCCCUGUCCUCGAGGCAAGAAACUGAUCUUCGAUUGACUGAUUGCUUGACGUUGACUCUCUAAUGCCCCCGACACUUCCGCCCCUGCGAGAUCGGAUCAGCCUGGACUAGUGCGAAGCUUCGCCUCCAACUGGCUCUCCCUUCUAGGUUGGAGUAGCGGGAUCACGGGAUUAGCCAAGGACUUCGUCACAACCUAUUUCGGUCGUAGCUUUUUUCACGACCACAAUGGCCCACUCUUAGACGCCUUGCGGCAUGCAGCUCAAGCCAUUUUGCGGGAUGACAGAGCACAGAGGUUUCCUAGGGUACUGAUUUUGUUUUGCGUUUGUUACGUUUGUUAAUAUUACAUCCGAAUAAAUAUUUCUAUUUAUUAUAGGGCCGGCACUGAAUUCAUUUGCUGUUUUUCACUGCCGUAGUAAUUCGAUGGUGACCUCUACGAAACGAAGGGAAUUACUUCUCAGAAAUUACAUAUGAUAAAUAGGCUUUGCGUUCGCUAACGGACGUCGGAUAUCGCCUUUUCUCGGAAGAGGGACCUCUACGCACUCUCUUCAUGGAAUUAAGGGACUUGCAGUUAUGAAGAAGCAUGGACGCAGUUUCGAGAAUAAACAUAAGUUGCCUUAUCGUAUGAUGAAUAAGCGAACUCUUCAUCUUUCAAAAACGCAUAAUCAACUAUCUUGAUCUGCUUUCUUUUCUACACGUAUCUAAUCUAUCUUCUCUAACACCAAAGCACCCGAAAAUUACUGAAGCCUUGUCUUCUUCCGGAACCAGGGACACACUUGAGGCGCUUUCCAAGGCUUUGAAGUUUCUGACGAAGGACCUCAAGCACCAUAAAGUGCCAGACUUGGAUGACGAUGAUUCAGGAGAUGACGUGGAAUUGUAGCUCGUCUGAUGAGGAUGAGAAGUAGGGUGGGAGGAUAGAGAUCUACUUUUAAUAUGGUUGAUGAACAGCAGAGACAUGAUUACGCACCUCUGCGGAUAUUCAAGUGAAUGAUUUUGGUGCUAGUGCAUGCGCGUGAAGUCUUCAUAGAGACUGGCUGAGACUUUUUUUUGUGCAUUUCCAUGAAAAGAAAGAGCAGCACGCUUAUCCAUGGGCCUCACACGAGUUGCCAAGAAAAACGAUUUUUCAGCGUCUUCUCUACUCGGAAAAGUGCAAGACAUGACAU